AUGGCGGCGAUUGUUGAUAGCGUUAGACCGUUGGAAAGAUUUCCCGUGGAAACGGAUUUAAGCGAAAAAUUUCUUAUGAAAAAUGAAAACGGUUCGAAAGAAACACCGGAAAAUCGUGCUGAAAAAAUUCAAGAAUUGUUGAGGAUACUCGAGGGUAAGUUUUCCAACAAACAAAUCAAAUUUUUUUCUUCAUCUACAAACGCGCACGUACCAACUUACACCCACACACACGCACCCAACCACCCAUACCAACAAACACAAACGCUCGACAAUUUUUUUUUAUUUUUUCACCCAGUUAAAAAUUGA
Pediculus humanus corporis (human body louse) is the source of this 306-nucleotide messenger RNA. RefSeq lists its product as uncharacterized. The record is from RefSeq and is a predicted model, not a curated record. The coding region runs from base 1 to 306 and encodes 101 amino acids. The transcript has a single exon. Lineage: Eukaryota; Metazoa; Arthropoda; Insecta; Psocodea; Pediculidae.